GUUUGUAUGCACCGAGUGUCCGCGUUCUUUCUACCGCCGCAUUCAUUUCCGGGACCACAUGCGCAUGCACACGCGAGAGCGUCCCUACUCCUGCGAGGUGUGCCACAAGCGCUUCAUAUGGCGGGACAGCGUCAAGAAACAUAUGGAGACACACAUCACUGCUGCCAAAUACAGCUGUCGGCUGUGUGGCAAGUGGUUCAGGUGGCUUCAGGGAAUCAGGCAGCAUCUGCAGCAGCAACACAAGCUCAAAAAAUGUGAUGUAGAGGCACAAGUCCUCAACGGAGGACCGUCUGCACUCUUCCAAAAACACCCGCAGGAUCAGUUUUUUCAUAACGACCCGAGCAGAACCAUUACGGCGGAUCCGUCAGACACUAUGGCUGCUCAUCCACUUCAGCAACAACAUACGAAUUCCGCUGUGGAAGCUUCAAACCAUCCAGGAAUCUUAAUCCGACUUGAAGAUGAUUUAUCAAUUGCAAAUAAUUCUGGGGAAUAUAUCUGUGGGGAGAAACAGAACGAAGUACAAGAAGCUGUGAGGUCGAUACAGAUUCUCGAGCCGCAGUCCUCGCCUCCAGCCUCACAUGAAAUUCUCCAUGGCGUCUCAGACCAAAGCGAAGCUCUGCCUAUCCAACCAGGAGAGCGGCUUGAUGUUGAAGCAAUAUAUCUGGUUGAAAAUGAAGAAUCGCAUCCAAAUAAUACUACUUUAUUGGAUGAAAACCCACGUGAGUCUACGGACAAGUCGGAUUUAAACAGACCUCUUCGUAGCUUGCAGUCCAUAGAACAAGAUCAGUCUAGAGAUUAUGAUAACUUGAUAUUAGAUGCUCAGACUGGAUCUGCGAAUUCCAAAGAAUGGCGACCACGAUAUUUUGUGCAUGAAAACUCAACCUGUAAUGUUGAAUCUUCCUCAUCUAAUACCAACCAAAGAGAAGGGAAUGUUUCUUCAAACGUCAUAACUACCGAGUCUCAAAACAGCUCCAUGUUGCCCUGCAAUGUCAUAUAUGAUAACGUCCAACAACGAACUUCUUCAAACAACCCUGAUUUAACUUCCUGAAGAUUGUAUUUAUUUGGCUAGUUAUCGCCUACGAACUGAUCUUCAGAGAAUUUUUACGUUGCGAUCAUCAUUUAUGUUAAGGAUUCACGCGAUUGACCGAACCAUUGCCAUCUCGUGAAACAUAGCAGCUAUAACGUUACCACAUAGUUAGCAUCUUUAUUACCGCAUAAUUUUUCAUGAUUCAAUGCAAUUAUUUUCCCCAUUGUUUGCGUUGUUCAAAUGUAUUUAGUUGUGUCUUUGAAAAAUUGAUGAGAACAUUCCUGAAAUAUGCCAUUAUUUCGGACAUUCCAUGCCGAAAAUUGAAGUAACUCUUUUUGAAAGUUAUUUGUUUCCUCCGGUUCUAAUUUUGAUAGUUAUUGUUGUAUAAGAUUAUGUGUAUUUAAUUUUUGCAAAGCAUAGAAAUUUAGUAAAAAUGGUUUCAUUCUGAAUUUUAUUAUAUUUCAUAUGCCGAAACGGAAGUAUUUGUACAAUAAUCUGAACUGAAAGAGAAUUUCAGAAAUUAUUGAGGACGCUGCUUAAUGCACUGCGGGGCGGAGUGGUGGGGUUGGACCUCCUAGGAAUGAUGGAGGUGAUCACGCCACACUGCGCGAUAAUAAGAGAUACCUAAAUCUUUAUCUUAAAUCCUUAAUUAAACCCCAGAUUCUUAAUGAUUGCAAGUCAAAUUCCCAGCUAACUAAGGGAAGCCAUACUGCUUCAGUGUAAAUAAAACCUCAGUUCCUGCUAGGGUUUAUUAUUUCCAAACGGAAACUUUUACACUUUUUAACACAAGUCAGUCUGUAUUUUAUUUACUUAACUGUCAUCGCGGUGCGUGAUGUCAUAGGUUAUUACAAUGUUAAACUAAAUCGAUAUCAGCCCAUUAUUGCAUGUGCCUAGGCCAACUUUGUACUGCAGAUACAACUGCCUAGGCCGGUAGGCCCAUUAUUGUAUCUGCAGCCAAGCUUGUUAAAUUAUAUUGUCAUACGUCGGUACGUGUGUAGCUUGAUUAGAAUAGAAUAGAAGUGUCGGCACUGAA
Messenger RNA from Hyalella azteca, 2060 nucleotides. RefSeq names its product zinc finger protein 726. The coding region runs from base 59 to 1048 and encodes 329 amino acids. The transcript is spliced from 2 exons. The record is from RefSeq and is a predicted model, not a curated record. Lineage: Eukaryota; Metazoa; Arthropoda; Malacostraca; Amphipoda; Hyalellidae.